UGGGAUAUGUGUUUCGUCUCGUGGCGCACAUGCUUUUGCAGACCCAUAUAUAGCACCUUGGCUUGCGGCUGGGGUGUGCGUACGCCGACAUCUUCACGACCGUCUCCUCCCUCCCGCCAGGCUUCCAUUCAGCAUGCACAUUAGCCUUCCAUUCCGCUCUGCCCCGUCCGCAGAGUUCGUAUACCCGCACCUCGAUAGUUUGCAGCACGUGUGGAAGCGUGUCUACGAGCAUGUUAUGGGCCGCGGUGACACCUACAAGAGAGAGGCGUUUAAUGGCAUGCAUGACGAGAGUAGGAUCAUCGAUCCUGAGAUAUAUGCAGACCUACGGGUUAGCCACGAUACAUUGAGCUUUGAACGGGACAGUCUAAUGGAGACACUUGAUGACCCCACGAACAUUUCCGCAGAGCUCGUUUCAGAAGCAUACGCAUAUAAAUGUAAAGCAAAGCUGCUUCACAAAGAUGUAUUAAAGGCAUUGGAAGCUGCGGAGAGAAAGCCAACGCCCAUGUCGUCCCCGCCAAACACGCUGAGACUGUUCAAAUUUCCGGACGAGUCGGCCACAUCUGUGACGGACUCGUCGCUGUACGGUUAUGACAUCGAUUUGGUGAAACCGAGGCUUUGAGGCCGAGUCGGAGUCGAAACUGCUUUCUUGCGGGUCCUGAAAGUUGUAUACUAUGACUGCCAUGAUAAUGUAUGGAUCCAUCCUGACGAACUAUUACUUGCCGGCGGAACACUGGUCAU
This is a messenger RNA of Phanerochaete carnosa HHB-10118-sp, 738 nucleotides long. RefSeq lists its product as uncharacterized. The record is from RefSeq and is a predicted model, not a curated record. The coding region runs from base 134 to 619 and encodes 161 amino acids. NCBI's taxonomy places the organism in Eukaryota, Fungi, Basidiomycota, Agaricomycetes, Polyporales, Phanerochaetaceae. The transcript is spliced from 3 exons.